CUCAGAUGGCUUCCUCCAUCACUGCGCGCGCAGCGUUCGCUGCUUCUCCUCCUCCUGACCCCCACAGCUCCGGGAGAAGAAAAUGAGACUCGAAUGCUUUCGCUUUGUGCCAGUCUUGCUGCUCUGUUUUGUCGACGCCAUCCUGGGGCAGUCAUCAAUGACAACGAGUGGCACAGGAAGCGUUACUGGGACGUCCCUUAGCGAGAGUGCGACAACAUCAUCGAUCUCAACGACGAGUAGGAGUAGGAGCACGAGCAAGAGUGGGACCUCGAGUGCUAGCUCGACGGUCUCGGCGGAUCUACCGACUCUGAGUGGAUACUCGACUUGCGUAACCUAUUGCUUGGAGCUGUCCAUUGCCGACGCCAACUGCACUAGUGUAGCAGAUGUAAAUUGCUUCUGCCCAAGCUCCAACUUCACGUCCGAACUCACAGACUGCAUCGUUCCGGAAUGCCCGAAUGAACUUCAGACAGCAGAGACCCUUGCGCAGAGCUUUUGCGGGUUGGCGUCGACGAGCACGUCAUUGUCAUUCAGUGUCACCUCCAUUUCUUCCUCUAACGCGACCUCCUUGGCACUAUCAAGUUUCAGCGGCUCUACGACAGCUACUGGUUCCAGAACCAGUAGCGAUCCAUCGAGUUCGACGAUGUUGUCGUCGAACGCGGCUUGGGGUACGAAGAUGGAAGCGUGGGGUGCAUUUGUUGCCGUUUUGUGUGUUGUUGUGAGCAAGGCGGUCCAAUAUUGACUUGAGAAGCUACGCUGGGACUUAGGGCUAUUCUUCGUUUCAUUCGGACUUGGGCAUUGCGUGUUCUUACUUACAUCUAUAUAGUUACUAGGUCCUUAUUCAUCGGCAUUGCUGGAACCAUCAUCGUUCUAUACCAUAGAUGUCCAUCUUCUGUCGUAGCGAACUCCAAUUUCGAGGAAAAUACCGUCGGAACCUCACCAAUGCAAUCUUAGAU
Molecule: messenger RNA, 953 nt
Organism: Guyanagaster necrorhizus
Lineage: Eukaryota; Fungi; Basidiomycota; Agaricomycetes; Agaricales; Physalacriaceae
Exons: 3
Coding region: 83-739 (218 amino acids)
Source: RefSeq, a predicted model, not a curated record